AUGGCCUAUUCGGCGAAUCUCGACAUUUUGUGGCGCUUCUCGGAACGUCUGUGCCUAGGACGGUCCGGGGGUGUUACAUGCGGGACUAGUCAGACCGGACAGAUCACAGGGACCUUGUUAGUGGGCGGUUUUGAGUCCCACGUUUUAUUCGACUCUGGAGCAUCGAAUUGCUUCAUUACACCGGAGCGUGCCGAGAAGAGUGGCAUCCGGAGUAGCGCGGGCGAGAGCGCGGGCAUGGUCAAGGUGGCGGGAGGUGGAUUCUUGUCUACUUUGGGCCGUGCUAGAGGAGUCGAGAUCGAGAUUGCGGGGCAGUCAAUGCCAGCAGACUUAGUCAUCAGUCCGGUGGAGCUGUAUGACGUUAUUCUCGGGAUGGACUGGUUGUCACACUACAGAGUUCAUCUGGAUUGCUACAGAGGUAGAGUGGUCUUCGAGCGAGAUGCAGGGAGGUUGGUUUAUCAGGGAGUGAGACCGACUUCCGGGAGUAUUGUGAUAUCUGCUAUUCAGGCCGAGCAGUUGUUAGUGCGGGGCUGUGAGGCGUAUCUGGCGACGAUUUCUAUGUCUGAGUCAGGAGCUGGAGUUGUUAUGGGAGAUAUUGAGGUUGUCCAGGAUUUUGAGGAUGUCUUUCAGUCACUGAAGGGAUUACCACCAUCUCGGAUGGCGCCAGCUGAGUUGGCAGAGCUGAAGAAGCAGAUAGAGGACCUUUUGUCUAAGGGGUUCAUUCGACCAAGUGUUUCACCGUGGGGAGCACCGGUGUUGUUUGUGAAGAAGAAGGAUGGCAGUUUCAGACUUUGUAUUGAUUACAGAGGUCUUAACCGAGUCACUGUGAAGAACAGGUACCCACUCCCGAGGAUUGAUGAGUUGUUGGAUCAGUUGAGGGGUGCUACUUGGUUCUCCAAGAUUGACUUGGCAUCGGGGUAUCAUCAGAUCCCGAUAGAUGAGGCAGAUGUCCGAUAG
Microthlaspi erraticum is the source of this 954-nucleotide messenger RNA. NCBI's taxonomy places the organism in Eukaryota, Viridiplantae, Streptophyta, Magnoliopsida, Brassicales, Brassicaceae. The record is from the annotation of a GenBank genome assembly.